Messenger RNA from Suillus clintonianus, 1832 nucleotides. RefSeq lists its product as uncharacterized. The record is from RefSeq and is a predicted model, not a curated record. NCBI's taxonomy places the organism in Eukaryota, Fungi, Basidiomycota, Agaricomycetes, Boletales, Suillaceae. The coding region runs from base 70 to 1539 and encodes 489 amino acids. The transcript is spliced from 9 exons. Gene Ontology annotation, cellular component: nucleus. Gene Ontology annotation, biological process: ubiquitin-dependent protein catabolic process; mitotic cell cycle checkpoint signaling; protein ubiquitination. Gene Ontology annotation, molecular function: ubiquitin-protein transferase activity.
GUGACUUAAGUACUAGAGACCUUGAGGCUCUUCACAACAUUCACAUCUUUCUUUUCCAAACUCUCAAGGAUGACAGAAGAACCGCAACCCUCGUCUUCAGAUACAUCAGACCCCAUGAUGGGGCUGUCAUUGUCUCGCAGUGGAGCCGCAUCCAGCUCAGCCCUCAAGCGCGGACCUCCUUCCUCAUUCGAAGGACUCGAGGAAGAGACGAGCAAGAAACGAUUCAAAGAGGACUUGGGAAACGAGCCAGAUAACGAGAAGUCUGUCGCUAAACCUCAUUAUGAGGCCCUCGCAGAUGAUCUUGCUCAAGAACUUCAAUGCGGUUGCUGCGCUGAGUUGGUGUACCGACCGGUGGUCGUGACCCCUUGCCAGCACUUCUUCUGUGGCAGCUGUUGUGUUCUGUGGAUUCGUAAUGGAGGUACGAACUGUCCUGCAUGUCGAGGGGUAUCUACUAUCGUAACACCAUCCCGCCCGCUGCAAUCGAUCGUCGAUAUUCUUUUGCGUGCGGAUCCGUCACGAGAACGCGCUGAGCGAGAACGCAUUCAGGCGGAUGAGGUAUACAAAGCUGGAUGUUCUAUGAGGAUCCCAACCCCACGAGAAGCGUCGCCGGAACCCAACCUGAAUCAAAAUGCGGAUUAUGUUCGUCCUUGUCCUCAUUGCAUGCCUGAUAAUGCAUUCGGUUGGAGGUGCCCUCAACCCGUCAUUGACUAUGGCGUCGACCCAGAGCGUGCGUGGCACUUGGAUGACGGUAAUCCUCCUGGACAUGCGUUUUGCGGAAAUUGCGAGAAUCUUCUCGCCUUGCGCGCUCCGUCCACAACAAAAUGUGACCUAUGCCAGGUCUCAUUUUGCGGUGUUGGUGUACCAGGGCGGUGUUUGGCAGCACCUCUGCUGUCUCAGCACCCUCAUAAUAUGUCUGAUCUUGGUGAUCUCAUCCAAUCAUCCGAAGUUUAUGGAUGCUUCGAUCACAAUACCGUCGAGGUCGAUAUUAUGCUUGAUUACCUGACCGCUCAAGAACUCUCACCUCGGCAUAUUUAUCGCGAGGUUGCAUCACACAUCAACUCCCAACCUAAUGGUUUCCGCCCCCUGAUAGAGCUCGACUUGUUUGUGGAUAUCCACAGCGUUACCGCUGGGAGUGAUGAGAAUCCGGAUGCGCCGAGGAACAGGAUAUGUAGGCAGUGUGCUACGGAAGUCAUGCUCUGGGGUAUUAAAGACUGGUGGAUACGAGAAAGGCAGAAGGGUUUUCUUGAGGAAACUGUGACUCGCCGGCCUGAUUGCAAGGAAGGCACGUCCUGCAGCAGACAGAAAGAUCUCGCGCAUGCAAGGGAAUAUAAUCACAUCAUUGCCCCCCGUUUUUCGGGAGAUUCGGUCCUUUCCACCGAUCCAUCAAUGACAAGCGUUCUGGGCAGCCCACCUGUAUUUGCUGCAAUAACCGCUGGCGCUGAUGCCGCUAGGCAACCAGAGCCAGAGAUGGCGGAAAGUCAGGGCAAUGCAGCAGUGACAGAUCUCCCAACAAACCCCCUUCUGACAGAUCGAACAUGAGGAAUGCUCUUUCCCCCUUCAUCUUAGCAACUACAACGAGCUUAAUGCUGUGUCGGAGUUCAGGUUGCACGUGGAAAAGUUUUACCGUGGUUAUGACUAGCUCAGAUGUCAUUCGCACCACGGUUUCAUGUCUCCUUUUCUCUUUCCAUUCUAAUGGUCAUUUUAUCGUUAUCUUCACCUCAUAACCACUUGGAAUGUGAUUCCAACAGGUUUGAGACUAAUCCGGCACAUCGCGUGGUACAUUAAUGACAGAUAGGACAACAAUGUAAAUGUAUGCAAAAUGAACAUGAUAU